AUGGAGGAGGCCAUGAUGGGCACGAGCAAUUUCAGUGACGACUUCAAGCGGGACGCGGUGGCGCAGAUCACCGAGCGUGGCUAUCCGGUUGCGUACGCGUUCAUCGAUGAAAAUCGCUCUGUGUUUUCGGUGCGAGCGAUGUGCCGCUGUCUGCGCAUCCAUCCAAGCGGCUUUUACGCCUGGCCGAAGAACCCGCUGAGCAAGCGAGCCCAGGAAGACAUCCGCCAGACCGGACUGCUGUGCAAGGCCUGGGAGGAGAGCGGUAAGGUCUAUGGAUAUCGCAAGCUUCAUGACGAUCUGCUUGAUCAGGGAGAGUCGUGCUGCCUGAACCGUGUCGCGCGUCUUGCCCGGCUGGCCGGGAUCAAGGCCCAGAUCGGAUACCGGCGGCGACCGGGCAGCUAUGGCGGUAAACCUUCCAUGGUCAUCGACAAUAGCCUCGACCGACAGUUCGAUGUGGAGCAACCCGACAGGGUCUGGGUGACAGACAUCACUCUGAGUAAUUGA
Messenger RNA from Effrenium voratum, 504 nucleotides. Lineage: Eukaryota; Dinophyceae; Suessiales; Symbiodiniaceae. The record is from the annotation of a GenBank genome assembly.